This is a messenger RNA of Zea mays, 2194 nucleotides long. RefSeq lists its product as uncharacterized. Gene Ontology annotation, cellular component: nucleus. Gene Ontology annotation, molecular function: DNA binding. Bases 259 to 2007 code for a protein of 582 amino acids. The record is from RefSeq and is a predicted model, not a curated record. The transcript has 9 exons. Gene Ontology annotation, biological process: regulation of DNA-templated transcription; response to hormone. NCBI's taxonomy places the organism in Eukaryota, Viridiplantae, Streptophyta, Magnoliopsida, Poales, Poaceae.
UGCGGUCUGCGCUCUGCGGUGGUGGGCUCUGGCUCUGCCUCUGGCUCUGGCGCAGGGGCGUGGGGGACGGGACUGGCAUUGCCACUGCCCAGCCGCGGGAGCGGCCCCUCCGGGGGGACAAGCGCAUUAAUGCCACUGCCGCCUCCGCCGAUUUAACUCCCCGCCUCUAUCGCCCUCACCUUCACCUGUACGCCGUCCCGCUUCGCUUCGGAGAGGUCGCUGCCUGUGCCUGCCAUCAACGUUCCCUCGCUGGUUGAGAUGUUUGGCCGAAACAUCAAUGAUGGUGAAACUGAAGAGAAGAAUGGCGAGGAAGAGGAUGGCGACGGAGAAAAGAAGCACGCAUCACACAUGUUCUGCAAGACACUCACAGCUUCUGAUACCAGCACACAUGGGGGAUUCUCUGUUCCACGGCGAGCUGCAGAGGACUGCUUUCCACCAUUGGACUAUGAGCAGCUUAGGCCUUCCCAAGAGCUUAUUGCCAAGGAUUUGCAUGGCAUGAAAUGGAGGUUCCGUCAUAUCUAUAGAGGUCAACCUCGAAGGCAUCUUCUGACAACUGGAUGGAGUUCAUUUAUCAAUAAGAAGAAACUAGUCUCAGGGGAUGCAGUCUUGUUUCUUAGAGGUAAUGAUGGUGAGCUAAGAUUGGGUGUGAGGAGAGCAGUUCAACUGAAAAAUGAAGCUCUACUUGAAGCUGUCAACUGUACUGAUUCGAAGCUACUUAUGCUGUCUGCUGUGGCCAAUUCUUUGGACAACAGAAGUAUAUUUCACAUCUGUUUCAACCCAAGGGUUGGUGCAUCAGAAUUUAUUGUGCCGUAUUGCAAGUUCUUGAAGAGCUUGAACUAUCACUUUUCAGUUGGAACCAGAUUUAAAGUUGGCUGCGAGAAUGAAGAUGCUAACGAGAGGUCCUUUGGAUUGAUCAUAGGUAUUAGUGAAGUUGAUCCCAUACACUGGCCUGGAUCAAAAUGGAAAUCUCUCCUGAUAAAGUGGGAUGGUGCUACUAAGUACAGCCACCAGAAUAGAGUAUCUCCAUGGGACAUCGAGGGAGUUGGCAGCUCAGUUUCAGUUACUCACCGACUUUCCUCUUCUGUUUCGAAGCGAACAAAACUGUGCUUCCCUCCAAGCGAUUUGGACACGCCAAUUCUAGAUGGAAACGGUCGUCCAGACUCAGUGGAAACUGAACGUUUCCACAGGGUCUUGCAAGGUCAAGAAUUGGUGCACUCUAGUAUUCAUGGUACUGCAUGCUCUCAUUCAUCAGAUAGCCCCAGAUGUCAAGGCUCUUAUGGCAGGAGAUUCUCUGCUGAUGCGUGGAACUGCAAGAUGAAUGAUGUAAUGAGUGGGCCUCGACACCUAAAUGCCACUGGGUUUGCUUACCAGCCCCUAGGCUUCAGUGAAUCUGUCAAAUUCUCAGAGGUCUUGCAAGGUCAAGAAAUGUCUCAGGCGGUUCCUUCCUUCAUGAGAUCUGCUUUCAACUCUGGCACGCAGAAUGGCAGGGUUCGACCAUUUGAUUAUGUGCAGAGAUCAGAUGCAACUCAAGGAUACGCUCUCCAGCAGUUUAAUCUGCCAGCAACAGAAGUGCAUUCGCCCUCUUCUGUUCUUAUGUUUAACCAAACCAUGGUACCACAUGCUGAGCUAGAUGGUGCGACCAACCGUGAAGAAGUACAUGGCAGCAGGUACUUGUCAUCCAAUGCAAUAGGGAGAGAAGCUGAACCAUGGCCAUCCAUGCAGCAGCAAAGAGCGAGUGUAAAUGGAAGCGAGCCUCUCGACACAACUGAAGCCUCAGCUCCUGCAAGGAACGCUGAAUCUGGAUCGGUCGGCAGGGGCGCGGGGCGAAGCAACUGUAAGCUUUUUGGUUUCUCCCUGACUGAGAAGAUCCUUGGAACGGAUGGUGGUGGUGUGAAAGAAGGGAACUACGAAGUGGACCGUCAAACUCCCCGGGUGCUAGACUUGUUUGGGCACGGUUCUACGCCUGGAGCUCUGCAUGCUCUCUGUGCUGCUCCCUUGGGAAUAUGAUGCUGUUCUGCCUAGUUUUACAACAGUUAGAUUUAUGUAAUCCUUCAGCCAUUUUCAUCGCGUUGUACUUGACCAAUAUGUCCAGCGUAUGAUUUCCAGUUUUAAUUGUAUGCUGAUGCUACAUAUCCUCUCUUGAGAUCCAUGCAUGAGAAUUCUGGCAGAAUGAACAGAGGUAAAUUGAUGUCCA